AACAACUCUUUUGUAUAUGUAUAUACUUAUCAUAUACACUCCCAUCCAACCUGCUCUAUUUGGCAUUGUUCAUAGAUCCAAAUAAGAAAAUCUGCUCUUUUCUUUUUGGCAUCAUACAUAUUCGGCAGUUGAAGAAGAAGACGAACAAGUGAUUUACUGUAGUUUUUUUUUAUAAGCUGAUUCAUGCUUUCUUGGCUGAUUGUGUGUGUUCAUAAUGAGAUAAUCCCAUCAACAAAGUUCAGAUGUUGAUCCUCUUAAUCAUGUGCCGUGGCAAUCAUUUUCGAGGAAAUUUAUAAUUUACGCAGAUUUUGACUUAUGAAUUUAUUAUGCAUUCAGGUUCUUCAAAUGUUUUUUUAAUUAGUAGCAUGUUAAUUAUGAGAUCUACUCUUAAUAAAUUCUAAAUGUUUGUAUUAUCUCUGUUAGGCUCAAAUUUAUAGUUGCAAUAGUUUCUGUUUUCUUCCACAGAAGAGACAUAUUGAAUCAUCGUAAAUGGAGGCAACGAUGAAGGAGCAGCUGCUGCCGAACAAUGGAGAAGAUCUCAAGAAAAAGAUAUGGAAUGAGAGCAAGAAAAUGUGGAUUGUUGCUGGCCCUGCUAUCUUAAUCAGAUUCUCAACUUUUGGGGUAAAUGUUGUCAGCCAAGCUUUCGUAGGCCAUAUUGGCGCCACCGAGCUUGCUGCAUACACGCUCGUCUACUCCGUGCUGCUCAGAUUCUCCAAUGGCAUACUGGUUGGCAUGAAUAGCGGAUUUGGAACGCUGCACGGGCAAGCGUUUGGCGCUAAGCAGUACCAAAAUCUGGGGGUAUAUCUCCAGCAAGGGUGGAUUGUGUUGCCUACCGUCUCGACUAUACUCUGUCCACUGCUAGUUUUUGCUGCCCCGAUCCUAAAAGCGUUAGGCCAAGACCAACUCAUUGCAGAAACCGCGGGAAUCAUAGCUCUCUGGUUCAUUCCAUUAACGUUUUCGUUUGCUGUGCUAUGUGCCUCCAACAUGUUUCUGCAGUCACAGAGCAAGAUCAUCGUGCUCUCGUGCUUAUCCACCUUUUCUCUAUUAGUACACGUCUUCCUCUCGUGGCUUCUUACCGUGCGGUUUGAAUUUGGGAUGACUGGUGCCAUGGUUUCUACCACUCUGGCCUAUUGGAUCCCGAAUGUAGGCCAGAUUAUCUACAUUGUCUGUGGUGGCUGUCGGGAGACGUGGAGAGGCUUCACAGCGUUGGCGUUCAAGGAUCUCGGGCACACAGUCAAGAUUGGUGUGACCUCGUGCCUCAUGUUCAGCCUUGAGUUCUGGUACAAUGCAGUGCUGAUUCUGUUAAGUGGAAACAUGGUGAAUGCUGAGGUUUCUGUUGAUGCUCUUUCUAUCUGCCUCAACAUGAGUGGAUGGGCUCAAAUGAUAUCCACAGGUUUCAUGGCAACUGCAAGCGUUCGCGUGGCCAAUGAGCUGGGGAGGGGAAAUGCGGGAGCUGCAAAGUUUUCCAUUCUGAUGAUACUAGUUACCUCAUUCUCCAUUGCGCUUGUGGUGUUUGUGGUGUUUAUCGUCUUGAGGGGUGAGCUAGCUUACGCGUUCACCACAAGCAAGGAAGUGGCGGGUGAGGUAGCUCGUUUGUCGCCUCUUCUUGGGUAUAGCUUGCUUCUCAACGGCGUUCAGCCUAUACUUUCAGGCGUGGCAGCGGGGGCAGGGCGACAAGCCACGGUCACAUAUGUCAACCUUGCAUCCUACUAUUUGAUAGGAAUACCUUUGGCAGUUAUACUUGGUUUUAGCCUAAAUUUGCAAGUUCAAGGUGUUUGGAUUGGGAUGAUAAUCGGGUCGACUGUCCAAACCGUUAUACUUGUCGUCAUGACUUGCAUGACUGACUGGGAUGAACAGAUUUGUCUAGCACACAAACGAAUCAAUCGCCCACUCAUUUCGGAGUUGAAACCUUAAUUCCACACAACACAACCAUUCUACUUCAAUUUCAUCUAUUAUUUGAAUUCAAAUUUUCAAUAUUAGUAAUUUCUUAUGGUAAGGGUUUCGAGCACAUUUUGGGAUGGAUAUUUUUAGUUCCUAAACGACGGACGCUUUAGGGAUAUAAUUCAACACAAUAUUAGUAUGAUCACUUUAGCUCACACUUGUGUGCAUGUUUUUAUCUAAAAGGCUGUGGGUUGUAAUGAUGAAGAAUGGAAUGACACCUCCAAUCAUUCCUAUUUAUUGAAUACUUUGUUUUCGUCUUAUUGAUCACAUUUCUCCUGCUACUAUGUAUACCAAGCAUACCAGCCUUUUUUGCUAGAGCUACCAAAUCUGCUACCUAAAUCUCCACACAACAAUCGAGCAAACCACGACUUCGAACAAUGACACUCUGGCCUCACUGGCAACGGCUAGGGCCAAAGACGUCUCCCCACACUUCGGGGGGGGGCCAUGCAGCAGAAUCCGGGACAUAGGCUCGACUCCAAGGUAGCACAGCAGCUUCAACUGAUGCAGAGAUAGAGAUCAUACAUAUUGAUUGUCUUCAUUUAUUAGUGUUUCAAGUGGUGGUCUUUGAAAAAUAUCCAUGUAAUUAUCAACAUCUUCCUUCACAAUGCUUUAAACCUUUUAUUGUUCGUUUAUAAACACAUAUUGAGCUUA
Salvia splendens (bonfire salvia) is the source of this 2592-nucleotide messenger RNA. Its product is annotated as protein DETOXIFICATION 21. Gene Ontology annotation, cellular component: membrane. The transcript has 7 exons. Gene Ontology annotation, molecular function: antiporter activity; xenobiotic transmembrane transporter activity. The coding region runs from base 490 to 1914 and encodes 474 amino acids. Lineage: Eukaryota; Viridiplantae; Streptophyta; Magnoliopsida; Lamiales; Lamiaceae. The record is from RefSeq and is a predicted model, not a curated record. Gene Ontology annotation, biological process: xenobiotic detoxification by transmembrane export across the plasma membrane.